Molecule: messenger RNA, 606 nt
Organism: Parastagonospora nodorum SN15
Lineage: Eukaryota; Fungi; Ascomycota; Dothideomycetes; Pleosporales; Phaeosphaeriaceae
Exons: 3
Coding region: 1-606 (201 amino acids)
Source: RefSeq, a predicted model, not a curated record
AUGAGCGGCGCGGGCGAGAACCGCUGGCGGCGACCAGGACAGGGGAACAACCAAAACCGCAACUCAGGCGCUAACACUCCCACCAAGGAAGCCGGACGACAGCAGGCGCCCUCGACGACCACUGGCAAUGCUUGGGGAGGUAAAGGCAAAACUGCAGGCCCGGCACCGGCUCCAGCAGCGCAGACCAAUGCCCCUGCGGUACACCAUGUUCCAGUCCGCGACUUCAACAGCAACGAAGUUCGGGAUUUCUUGAAGAAGAGUACGUCAACCACAAUUUUAAUACAUGGAAAGAUUCUGGGACCGUAUGUCCUGGAAGCUUGCGCGCUCCCACUACUGAAGAGCCAUGCUGAUCACAUCACAGAGUACAUCGAGAACACUGCUGGUACCGUGCACCAAACUCGCAAGAAGGAUACAGAGACUAACAAUGUUCUUGCAGACAAGCCAUCGGUCCACCACAAGGUUCAGGGCGACUCGGUAGCGAAGAGGGCCAGUGGCGCAUGGGGCUCACGAGGCAACAUGUCCCACCUUAUGCCCGGCGGCCAGGACUUUUUCGCGCUGUUGAGGAAGCAGCUUUCUGCUGUGGACCAAAGCAAGCCUGUUCAGUAA